AUGGAUGGAUUUCAACCGUCUGAAAUUUCUCAUCUCAUUGGGCUUAAUGACUCAGGUCUUGAGGACUAUGAGAUCCUGUAUAAAGAACUCCAUUCUCACCCAGAAAUUUCCCAUCAAGAGUUUGACACUGCAAAAAUCGUGGCUGGAAAGUUGCGAACACUUCCUGGCUUAGAAGUUCAUGAGAAUAUUGGCGGCACCGGCGUUGCAGCAGUCCUACGAAAUGGACCCGGAAAGACAGUUCUCCUACGCUCCGAAUUGGACGCCUUGCCUAUACUUGAGGAAACUCACCUUCCCUUCGCCAGCAAGAAGACUAUGCGUGAUGAGUCUGAUGGGGUUAUAAAGCCCGUCAUGCACGCCUGUGGUCAUGACAUGCACAUGGUAUGCCUGCUCGCUGCACUUGAUACUCUUGUGGCAACCCAACAAACUUGGACGGGCACGCUAGUUGUUGUGUUCCAACCUGCCGAGGAACUCGGGGAAGGUGCGCAACGGAUGGUUGACGGGGGUCUGUACGACUUGGUACCCAUUCCCGAUGUUUUGAUGGCACAACAUGUGGUGGCGAAACCAGUCGGACGUAUUGGAAUGCGCUCUGGAGUGAUGCUGGCGGGAUCGGAUUCACUCAAGUUGACAUUUCGUGGCAGGGGUGGCCAUGCGUCUAUGCCCGACAGAGCCAUCGAUCCGGUAGUUAUGGCCGCGGGCACAGUCAUGCGACUUCAGACCAUUGUGAGCAGGCAGAUCAGUCCGAGCCAGGAAUUCGCAAUUGUGACAGUUGGCAGUCUGAAUACUGGACAGGCUGCCAAUAUCAUUCCGCAGAAAGCUGAAAUGCAAGUCAAUAUUAGGACAGCUCAUCCGGAGACGCGAAAAAAGGUCCUCGCAUCAAUUGAGCGCAUUGCCAAGGCGGAAAGCAGUGCAAGUGGUGCGGAGGAGGAGCCACUGAUUGAGACAAUCACGAAUUUCCCAAUCACGGAAAACGAUAAAACGACCACCGAGAGACUCCAGAGUACUUUCAAGACAGUCUUCCUGGAUCAAUUUGAUCCUGAGUGGCCCCGAAGCAACGCUAGUGAAGACUUCACGAAACUUGGCUUAGCAGUUGGAAAGCCCUGCUGCUUCUGGUUCCUUGGAUGCAUCAGUAGAAAGACUUGGGAUGAUGCCGAGAAAAAGGAAAGAAUCGCAGAAGAUAUUCCGGUCAAUCACUCGGCCUCCUUCGCUCCAGCAAUUCGACCCACCCUGGAGAUUGGUAGGAGUGCCAUGGUUGCAGCCGCGUUGACCUUCUUGUCGAAGAGCAAAAACGUAUAG
Penicillium griseofulvum is the source of this 1293-nucleotide messenger RNA. Its product is annotated as Amidohydrolase. NCBI's taxonomy places the organism in Eukaryota, Fungi, Ascomycota, Eurotiomycetes, Eurotiales, Aspergillaceae. The coding region runs from base 1 to 1293 and encodes 430 amino acids. The transcript has a single exon. Gene Ontology annotation, molecular function: hydrolase activity. The record is from RefSeq and is a predicted model, not a curated record.